GGUGAAGAGGGAAGGCUCUGACCGUGGCCCGAGGCUGUCACCCUCCCAUGGUCUUGAUGGGUGGCCCAGCUGACUCCCAUCCAGCCCUGUGCUUCUCAAAGCCCGAGUGCUGUGCUGGGGCCACAGGGAGGCUUAAGGUCAGGGCACCUGCCCCUGGGGCUGUUGUUAUAUGAGGACCAGGCCCACACCCGGGUGGAAGGCACACAUGCAGAUGCUUUAGAGCCGACACAGGUAUUCCUAUGGGGCUGGGCACCCGGCUGGCCUCUUUGAGAUAGAUGGCCCUCCCCUGCCAUGGGGAUCUGCCCAGGGAGCUGGGAAAGCAGCUACCCUGGUCCCUGGGCUUCUGGACACCGGGGCCUAGUGGGGGUGCCUCAUGGGGAGGACGAGGACUAGAGACCCCAAGGGACGCCCUCCAGCCUAGGAAUUGACAGCCUCCUGGUGGAGCCUGGUGGUCUGGGUUGAGACCCGGAUUCCCCAGGGCUGGCCGGGAGGUCAGUGGGGUGGGUUACAGCUGCAGUCUGGUGAUCUCUGCAAGUUCUGAAGUGAGGCUGGUUCCAGACGUGUGGGCGGAGGGCUCUUCCCCGUGCCUGCAGCCCCGGAGCCUUUCUGCCUGAGGCAGAUGUUGCUAAGGACGCCCAGGCCUUGUACCAGCUGGAGCCCCACAGUAUGGAGUCCUUGGGCACGUGAGGACAGCCUCUCUCUGGCUGGGUCACUUCACCUGGUCUCCAUGGCCUGCAGCCGGUGUAGGGUUACACAGGAAGAUGGAAAACAGCAGGAUUCCGGGCCCUGCUGGAGGAUCAGGUGCAGGGAGCUGCUGCAAGUUUAAUGACCUGAUGCUAAUUGCUGCCUCUGCAGGCCAGCACCCAGCCCACCCUGGCCAGAGCCUGGACGUGCUUCCUGUCUAGCAGCCAGCUCCCGAGUUCCUGGUGACGCCUGUCAGCAGCUGUGUGUGGGCAGCCAGUGGGAACAGGGAGGGAGGACUGCCAGGCUCCACCUUCAGAGCAUGGAGAAGCCUUGUCCUCGCCCCUUGGUGUCCAGCCGAGGGUGGCGGGCUUCGGGCACACCCGCGCGUGUAAGAGAGAACUGGCCGGAAGGAGGAAGGGAGCUGUCCCUUGGCUCUUACCCUUCUCCCGAAGAGGCAGACACUUCCUGUGGCCAGCCCGGCGUGUAGUGACAGCUGGCCCUCACUGAGACCAAUCUGGGCAGAGUCCUGGCCCCGCCCUAAUCCUUACCACCCUGUGGCAUGGGUGUGGAUACAGCUGGGGUCAGAGGGAGGCCCUCUGAGGCCCGGAGGUGGCCCUGCUGCUGCCUUGUGUGGGCUGGGGACUGGCCCUUCCCCUAAGUGGCCGCCCGAUGCCACUUCAGAUGACCGAAGGAGGGUGUGCAGGUGCACGCUCACACCUGCUGUCUCCGCUCUCCAGCCUGUGCCGUUUCCGGCCUCUUCAGCUGCAUAACCAUCCACCCCCUGAACAUCGCAGCUGGCGUGUGGAUGAUCAUGAACGCCUUCAUCCUGUUGCUGUGUGAGGCGCCCUUCUGCUGCCAGUUUGUGGAGUUUGCAAACAAGGUGGCCGAGAGGGUGGACCAGCUGUGCUCCUGGCAGAAGGCUGUCUUCUACUGCGGGAUGGCUGUCAUCCCCAUCAUCAUGAGCCUGACCCUGACCACGCUGCUGGGCAAUGCCGUUGCCUUUGCCACCGGGGUGCUGUAUGGACUCUCCGCCUUGGGCAAAAAGGGUGACGCCAUCUCCUAUGCCCAGAUCCAGCAGCAGAAGCAGCAGGCGGAUGCGAAGUUGGCGGAGACUGUGGAGGGAGAGCUGUGAUGAGGGUUGUGGG
Messenger RNA from Fukomys damarensis (Damara mole-rat), 1829 nucleotides. RefSeq names its product calcium channel flower domain containing 1 (gene Cacfd1). The transcript has 4 exons. Gene Ontology annotation, cellular component: membrane. The coding region runs from base 1490 to 1816 and encodes 108 amino acids. Gene Ontology annotation, biological process: vesicle-mediated transport. Lineage: Eukaryota; Metazoa; Chordata; Mammalia; Rodentia; Bathyergidae. The record is from RefSeq and is a predicted model, not a curated record.